CACCACAACCCUCCGGCCCCUAUAUAAACACGAGCUUUCUGUGGUGCACCAGUGUGCUAUCUUAUUCUUGUGCCUCAAGAAAUAGGUUAGUUCCGAGCUGAAACAAGAUGGCUGGUGAUAAACAAAAACUCUUUAACAGACUGAAGCCAUUCAUAGGUGUAGUGUUCUUACAGUUUGGAUAUGCUGGUAUGGAUAUUCUAUCCAAAGCUGCACUGAACAAGGGAAUGAGUAACUAUGUAUUUGUCGUGUACCGUCAUGUUUUUGCCUUUGUUGUCAUGGCCCCUUUUGCACUGAUCUUGGAGAAGAAAGUAAGGCCGAAGAUGACAUUUUCAAUCUUCAUGAAGAUAAUGAUUCUCAGCUUGCUAGAGCCUGUUAUUGACCAAAAUUUGUAUUUUUUGGGCAUGAAGUACACCACAGCAACCUUUGCUGUUUCCAUGUACAAUGUCCUCCCUGCCAUUACCUUUGUCAUGGCUUGGAUUCUUAGGCUUGAGAAGGUAAAACUAAAAAGUAUACGCAGUCAAGCAAAGGUGGUAGGGACUUUAGCCACUGUUGUAGGUGCCAUGGUCAUGACCCUGAUAAAGGGCCCAAUACUUGAUCUUUUUGGAACACACGCAAGUAGUACCCACAACCAGCAAAAUGGUGGGGUGAAUCUUCAACAUGCAAUAAAGGGAUCAGUGAUGAUCACAAUUGGCUGCUUUAGUUGCGCUUGUUUCAUGAUUCUCCAAGCUAUUACCAUUGAAGCCUACCCUGCUGAGCUCUCUCUUACAGCAUGGAUAUGCCUAUUGGGAACAGUUGAAGGUGGCGUAGUGGCACUGGUUAUGGAAAGGAAGAAUCUUUCUGCUUGGUCUCUUCAAUGGGAUACAAAACUGCUUGCUGCUGUUUACAGUGGCAUAGUUUGCUCGGGAAUGGCUUAUUACAUCCAAGGAGCAGUGAUGAAAGAUAGAGGCCCGGUCUUUGUAACAACUUUUAACCCUCUCUGCAUGGUCAUUGUGGCUAUCAUGGGCUCCUUCUUUCUGGCUGAAAUAAUGUACCUUGGGAGGGUGGUUGGAGCUAUUGUAAUUAUUUUAGGACUGUAUCUUGUGGUGUGGGGUAAAAGCAAUGACUACGAGUCAUCAAAUUCAAUUACUAAAAAGCAUACAUUGCCAUCCAAGCAAACAGUAGAGGAGGAGCAUUCUAAUCAUGAUGUCAUCACUCUCAGUAACUUAGGCGCGGGAAACAUAGUUCGAGAUGAACAAGUAUGAGGAAACAUACCAAAUUCAAUCUAAAUUUCAGCAAUCUGGGAUCUUUCAACCGUCCAGAAGCCCAUUUGAAAACAACUUUAUAGGUUCAUCGUUGUUUGAACAAUUAUGAUGUAGUAGUAGAGGUUUUUAAUGUAGCACUGUGGUAUGUCGAAUGGUAAGUUUUAAUAUAAGGCAAGAAAUUCGCAACAAAAGAAGGUGCAACUUUGAUUUCACAUUAUA
Glycine soja is the source of this 1460-nucleotide messenger RNA. Its product is annotated as WAT1-related protein At2g37460-like. The coding region runs from base 108 to 1241 and encodes 377 amino acids. The transcript is spliced from 7 exons. Gene Ontology annotation, cellular component: plasma membrane. Gene Ontology annotation, molecular function: transmembrane transporter activity. Lineage: Eukaryota; Viridiplantae; Streptophyta; Magnoliopsida; Fabales; Fabaceae. The record is from RefSeq and is a predicted model, not a curated record.